Molecule: messenger RNA, 318 nt
Organism: Micromonas pusilla CCMP1545
Lineage: Eukaryota; Viridiplantae; Chlorophyta; Mamiellophyceae; Mamiellales; Mamiellaceae
Exons: 1
Coding region: 1-318 (105 amino acids)
Source: RefSeq, a predicted model, not a curated record
AUGGCCGCCGCGAUCCCCUUCGUCGUCCCUCUUCUGCCGCUCGCGGUCCCGAGACUCGGGCGCGGGUUCAAGCGCAUCGCCACCAAAUACGCGCCAUCGAAAGUAGCUCCCGUCAAGCCGGUGACGAACACGGAGCCGUUCAAGGGGAAGUUCCCGGAGCGCGACGUCACCGGCGCGUCCGUCAUUCAGGUGCGCCCGCCGCGAGUAUCCGACGACGUCUGUCUCGCGUCGCGAAAGUCAUCGCCCCCGUCGCCGCGGCCGAGGAGGCGUCCGAUCCGGAUUGUCGGCGAAAAUAUCUUUUCUGCAGCACCCCUGUAA